AUGAAGCGAAUGAAUCCACGCUGGAAGUCGCCCCCCAUGUGGCCGUCGGGAGUGGGGAGCAGGCAGCCCUGCCCGCGGGAGUCGGCGCUGCGCAGGGCGGCCAUCAGCGGCAACAUCAACGCCCUGCCGCCGCACGGCGUCCCCUCCGGCCGCAGCGUCCGGGUCUUCAUCUGUUCCAACCCUGACGACACCGAGGCGGAGAGGAACGCGCUGAAAGAGCACGUCUACCCCAAACUACGAGACUUCUGCAGGGAGAACUAUGGGAUUGAGUUCCAGGUAGUGGACCUGUACUGGGGCGUGGACCCAGAGGAGUGGGACAGUCCAGAGCUGCAGCGACUCAGGAUGAAGCUGCUGGAGGAAUGUCUGAAGACCUCAGCGGGACCGUGUUUUGUUGGUCUGGUGGGAGAGAAGUACGGCAGCAUCCGAGUGCCGGGGGAGGUGGAGUCGGCGGAGUUUGAGAUGAUCUUGGAUGCAGCUGUGGAGGCGGGGCUGGACACACACAUCUUGGAAGAGUGGUACUGCAGGGAUGAAAACUCUGUGCCACCCGCAUACUACCUCAAACCCAAAGCCCAAAUGCUGAAGAACUACCAGAACUCAAUGGAGUCGAGCAGCGCAGCCAAGACCAAGAAUGACAAGGCCUGGAGGAACGUGUCGGAGGAGAUCAAGAGGAUCUUCCGGACGGCGGUGCUGCAGCUUCAGGAGAAGGGGACCAUGAAGAGCGCUCAGGCCAAGAAAUUCCUUUGCUCUGCCUUGGAGGAUGAAUUAGACUUCGCCCUUGGGAAACAAACUCCUGCCUUUCUCAGGAAAUGUGUCUGCUACAUUCGCAAGAUCUCCAACUUCGACCGCUUCGCCAAACUCCCCGAGAUGGCCCGAUACAUGGACAUCGUGGUCAGCGGCGAUCGCGUCAUGCGCAACCAGGAAGCCUACGAACGCCUUCUGAAGGUGCGGGACGAGUUCAUCCCUACGGUCGUCGCUGCCUCCAACCUCCGCGUCUACUCCUCAGUCACUCACUGCGACAUGAAGUUGGGCUACUCCCAAGAAGUGGAGAGCAACUACGUGGAGGGUCUGUGUAAACAGUUCUACGAGGACAUGGUGGACAUCAUCCAGGCCACGGUCCAGCAGAACUUUGACACGGAGACCGACCCGCUGUACGAUGAGAUCCUGCAGCACCUGUCCCUCUGCAAAAGCUACGCCGCGCUCUACGAGUUCAAGACAGAGUCCUUGGAUUACAUACAGGAGUAUCUUAUGCCGUCCAAGGGGAGCCGAAUGAGCCCUCUGGUGGUCUACGGAGGACCCUGCACUGGGAAGACGUUGCUGCUAUCUGAGGUGGCCAAACAGGCCUACACAUGGCUGCAGAAAGAGAUGGGCCCUGAAACCGACCCGGUGGUCAUUGUCCGUUUUAUUGGCUCCAGUCAGCUCUCCACAGACCUACGCACCCUCCUCCAGAGCAUUUGUGAACAGAUUGCACUAAACUACCGCUGCCUGAUUCACUUUUUGCCUAACAAGAUCCAGGAGAUGAGGGAGCUGCUGAUCAACCUUCUUGGGGAAUCUUCAUUCCACAGGCCCUUGGUCAUUGUCCUCGAUGCCCUGGAGCAGCUGUCAGAUGCUGAUGAAGUUCGCAAGCUGUGGUGGCUCCCCAUACACCUGCCUCGGACAGUCCGCAUUGUAGUCUCAACUUUACCCAAUAAACAUGGCAUCCUGCAGAAGCUUCGACACCUCAUACACGAUGAGGGGUAUUAUGUGGAAUUAAUCCAGAGGGACCGCAAGGUCUGCAGCCAAACAUUAAAACAGCAGUUGCUGGGGGUGAAGAGAAAAGUCACCUCAGGCCAACAGAUCUAUGUCAAUGAGGCCCUUGCCAAGUGUACGUUGCCAAUGUUCGUCAAUCUUAUCUACAGAGAAGUAGUUCAUUGGAGGUCUCAUAAAGAUGUGGACGAUAGGUCCCUGUGCUCCACAGUGCAUGAAAGCAUUGAACAGCUCUUCUACUCAGUUGAGAACAAGUUGGGACAAAGAUUUGUCUUCAGAGCAUUGGGGUAUAUUACCAUGGCCAAGGCUGGCCUAACUGAGGUUGAGCUAGAAGAUAUUCUGUCCCUUGAUAAUAUAGUUCUUGGUGACGUCAUUGUGGCAACUUACCUCAAAAACCCGUUGAGGAUCUCUUAUGAUUUGGUUGCAAGGCUCAAAGAGGAGCUGGAAGGUUAUCUGGUUGAACGUCAAGUACGUAACGUCACCUUGAUGGUUUGGGCCAACAGACACCUGCAUCUCAUUGCCCAGAAGCUGUACCUUAGCAAUGAGGAGGACGUACAUCAAAUGCACAGCCUGCUAGCUGAGUACUUCUUGGGGGCAUGGUCAGGAGGCAGGAAAAAGAUCUUCACUUACGAUAACAACCAUUUCACUUCCCUGAAUAUAUCUCACCACAAAAACCCUCACCAUCAGCAGUCCCAUGAAAAAGCCUGCUCAGACAAGUACUCAUAUGACAGGCAAACUCCUGAGCAGCCAUGGGUGUUCCAGUGCAACCUUUUGGAGCCUGACAUUUUCUUUGUCAACCACAGGAAGAUGACAGAGCUGGUGUACCACCUUACCAGAAGUGGGCGCACUGAUGACCUGAUGUUCGGCGUCAUCAUGAACUUCAGCUGGCUGUACACAAUGAUCAAGAUUGGCCAGUUUGAAAAGGCUUUAACAGACAUUGACCUAGCUUACAGCUACACCCAAGAAAAAGAACUGAAGUUCCUGGCCACCACUCUCCGUAGCAUUAAGGUGAAAGUGCUGAAGAACCCUGCAUCGCUGUCUGCAGAACUGCAGCAAAGGCUUCUGCCUGUUGUCACCUCCCUCCCCAAGCUCAGACACCUCCUCCUGGAGUGUGACAAAGAUGGCCCGAAAUACUGCUCUAUUGUGCCUCUCCACUCCUCUAUGGAUGUCACCUACAGUCCAGAGAGGCUUCCUUUGUGCUCUAGCUACAUGCAGAUUGUGGAGAUCUUGCCCACUCUAGCCCCAAACAUAGUCCUUGUAGCCCUGGAAGAUGGGUCUGUCAGCACCUGGGAUGUAGAAAGCAGACAGCUUCUAAGACAGAUUGACACAGCCAGAUCAGUUGUACUGGGAAUCAGGCUGACCACGGAUGAAAAGUAUCUGGUCGUGGCCACAACCAAAAACACGCUCCUCAUCUAUGAUAAUCACAAGUCCUGCCUUUUAUCUGAGGUUGAAAUCAAGGGGUCCAAGCAUGGUGGUGUCACUGGUGGGGUGGCUUUCAUCAAUGGAUUUACUUUGUCCACCCAUCAUGCUUUGGCUUGGCUUGAGGCCAGUAAAGACGUCAACGUUAUUGACCUACUCUAUGGUUGGCCUCUUUACCAGUUCCAUUGCUGGUAUGAGGUGACUUGUGUCCAGUGCUCUCCAGAUGGGAUGUAUGCCUUCUGUGGCCAGUACCUCAACACUGCAUCCAUCUUUCACCUGGGAAAUGGGGACAAGUUGGCCACCGUGACCUCAGACUUCUCUGGGGGAUUUGUAAAGUCCAUUCUAAUUCUGGACACCCUUAACCAAAUGGUGAUGAUUGACAAUGAAGGCAGUUUGUCAGUAUGGAACACCAAAGAGAUCACCAACCCACGGCUGAUGGAGGAUUAUGAUUGUAGAGGGGAUGAUAGUGAAGUGGUGAGCAUUGAGUUAUCUGAAGACCAGCGCUCCAUUCUUAUUUGCAAGGCCAGAAGUAUCGAGGUUCUGGACACAAAAGUAUGGAAAAUGGUAGAAAAGUUCAAAGCCAAACGUACCGAACGCUUUGUGGCUGCUGUUCUCUCCAAGAAUGGACAAAGCAUUGUGGCCUCCAUGGAGAACACCUCCUCCAUAUUUGUCUGGAGGAGGGACAGUGGACAGUGCAUGGCUAGCCUGAUAGAGAUCUCAGGGGCUAUUGUUAAACUCAUUAAAUCAGCCCACCACAACCUGCUCCUCUCUGUUGCCAGCAGUGGAGUGCUGUCUGUUUGGGACAUUGAUAUCAUCACCGCCAUGUCCAACAUUGACAAAACAGGGAAGAAGAUCCAGACAUUGCAGCUGUCCGGCAGAGAGGAUUAUGUGUUUACCAUGGACGGUUCAGAGGCUGUCCACAAGUGGAACUUCAGCACUGGCUUCAUUGAAACAGUCUUUAAGCACGAGGGCAUAGUGGAGAACUGUGUCCUAACCUCCUCAGGGGAUCUCAUGGUGACUUCAGAUGACAAGUCCAGUCAGUACAUCUGGCAAACCAACACCGGAGAAAACAUCUUCCGCAUCAAUGGACAGAAAAUAUCACAGCUGUUAAUCACCCACAACGACCAGUUUGUGGUGUCUCUCUGUGAGCAGAACGCCUCCAGAGUCUGGAGGCUCGCGACUGGGCACAAAGUGUGCAACAUUUUAGUCACUCUCCAGAAUGCACUGGUCACUACGGCAAACACUUUCCUUGUGGGAACCUCCAAAAACAAGCUCCUUGCUGUCAGCCUGUGGUCGGGCAGUGUGUCCAAGAAGUUUGUCUGUGAUGAUGGUAUUACCAUUGUCAACUUCAAGCUCAUUCCUGACUGCCCCGACUGUGUGGUGUUCAUCACAUCCACAGAGACCGUCUUCAUCUGGAGUGUAGCAGAUGAGUCGGUCUGCAGGCGAGUCCAGCUGCCCACCAACUUCCUCAAAAAUCUAGAGGACUUCCAGAUCUCACCCAAUGGGAAACUAGGAAUUGUCUCCAAAGGUGAUGAGAAUAUUAAUGUCCUGGAUCUCCACAGCGGGAAGCUGAGGCUUGUCCAUGCCGCGGGUAUAAUUUGGCGUCAGAAAUUAUCAAGAGAUGGACGUUAUCUAGUGUAUGUCUGUUUCCGGAACUGUGAUGAAGACGAUGAUGCCGGUGUUGUGUCCAAUCUCAUCGUGAUGCGCCUUGCUGAUGGUAAGAGCAUCGGCACAUGCUCCUUGUACAAGACACCCACCUUCCUGUCUCUCUCGCAGCGAGCACUGAAUAUUAUCAUUGGCUUCGAGGAUGGCAGCAUCGGCACGUACACAGUAGUGGAUCGUGUUGAUGCUGCCCUCAAGAUAAAGAUAGCCACCUCCAACAGCCGACAGAUUGUCAACAAUGCCUCGCAGAAGGUGCGGCCCAAGUGCGGCAACCAUUCCUUCAAGACCGUUGCCGACUGCAUUUGGAGGGAGUCAACUGAGGUCUUCUCCAGAGACAGCCCUAUCAACGUGUCUGACUCUGGUGAAGGUGAGUCGACCACGCCUACAAAAAAGACUGAACUGUUGCAGUGA
Chelmon rostratus (copperband butterflyfish) is the source of this 5235-nucleotide messenger RNA. Its product is annotated as NACHT and WD repeat domain-containing protein 2. Lineage: Eukaryota; Metazoa; Chordata; Actinopteri; Chaetodontiformes; Chaetodontidae. The record is from RefSeq and is a predicted model, not a curated record. Gene Ontology annotation, molecular function: protein binding. The coding region runs from base 1 to 5235 and encodes 1744 amino acids. The transcript has 8 exons.